This is a messenger RNA of Portunus trituberculatus (swimming crab), 6147 nucleotides long. Its product is annotated as protein APCDD1-like. Gene Ontology annotation, cellular component: plasma membrane. NCBI's taxonomy places the organism in Eukaryota, Metazoa, Arthropoda, Malacostraca, Decapoda, Portunidae. The transcript is spliced from 8 exons. The record is from RefSeq and is a predicted model, not a curated record. Bases 336 to 1940 code for a protein of 534 amino acids. Gene Ontology annotation, molecular function: Wnt-protein binding. Gene Ontology annotation, biological process: negative regulation of Wnt signaling pathway.
GCGCUUGACUACCUCGAGGGGCUCUGGGCUCUCAGUGCUACGGUGUUUGUCACUUAGUGAGGAGGAUCAAGAAAAAUAAAGGCCAAAAAACAGGACGAAAAUACAAAAAUCAUACUCUGUAACGUGCGGCCAAAAACGUGUCAGCAAAUAUACAGGAAAAAUGUGAGAAUAUUCCGCUUGUUCGAAUACUUUUUUUCGAACGCUGAUAAGACUUCGAAGCUUCGCCACCACCAGCACCGCCAACGCCACCGCCACCACCACUACCACCACCUUCGCCCGUUGAGAGCUCUCUGUCUUUAAUCUCUCUCUCUCUCUCUCUCUCUCUGCCAGUCAUCAUGGGCGUCUUGGGUCUCUUUCUUGUGGUGUGGCUGGCGGCGGGAUGGAGUCAGGCACAUCUUAUGGACAACCUGGUAGGAGCGGCGAGCCUGCCCACCUGUCCGGCUCAGCUUCACGCCGCGCACCGCCGACACCUGCUCACCACAGCGCCCAUGCCUCCCUCUGUGCGCGGCAGGUGGAUCUCCUCAAGAUGCGAGACCCGGCCAGGCCCUCAGUACAUCCUGCGCUCCUACACCUUUCAUCGCGACGGCUCCUUCCUGUUGUCCCUCCACACUUACCGCGACCCAUCUUGCGCCCAUCCCGCCCGCUCCCUCAUGGCUCGUGGCAACCUGACCCUGGGCCGCCCCUCCUGGAUCACCCCGGGCGGCACUGAAGCGGAGUACACCCUGUCGAAGGUGGAAGUAGUGGGGCAUUCUCACCAGGACGCCGGUAAGCUUGCUCUCGCCGUGAAUGCCACCUGUCCGGGCAAGGUUACCAAGCCCUGGAAGCCACACAAAGCCUACGUGGUGCUGUCAUACGCCGAGGCUGCCAAUGAAGUGACAGAAGAUGAGGACUGCUCUCGUGGACUUGGCAGCGCGUGGAAUGAACUCCAGCUUCUGAGAGUAGAGAUGACGAUGCAAGGACACGAUUCAGGGGCAGCGGCGGCGGCGGCGAAUAGGGAGGAGACGCAACAGGAGGGUAUUAGCGAUGGUAAUGGCUCAGAGUCACCCCGGAUCAUUCGCAAAGAGCUUUUCUUGGGGGAUCUUCACACGGAUCCAAGCAAGCAGGAGCUGUACCGCCCCACUGGCUAUCAGACGCCACUCCUGCACGCCAAAUAUGCUGGGGCGUGUGGGGGCGUGUGCAAGGCUGUUGAACGGGGCACAGAUGAUAGCCCGCCCCACCUCCACGCCAGCCCCGCCUUGCCCCUCCUGCUAGCAGGCUCCUGGGCCUCCCGUCGCUGCGAGACACGCCCCUAUGGCAUGUUUCUUACCCGCCACCUCGAAUUCAGCCCAACUGGCCACCGCUGGACCAUGACUCUACGCCACUACCACGACCCCGAGUGCACCAGGCCCUCCUUCACCUUGCAGGCCAGCGGUAUCCACCGCCCCGCCUCCACUCUGCCAUCCCCAGCGUCCCCCCGCCACACCUUCGUCACGACCUACGCCCAUGACUUCAACGUGACGCGGCUGCUGCUCACCCCCGAGGACGAAUAUUUGUCCAGAGCCCUCAAUCAGUACAACAAAGCGGACUGCGGGGUGAAAGGUUCCUGGGUGCGCGGCGAGGCCCAAGACGUUACGCCCACUGGGGGUUGUGCGGCCGUCGGGGUUAAAGUGCCCGCGGUGAAGAAGGAGAUUGUGCGCACAGGCGUGGAUGAAACAGGCAGGAUGUGGCUGACGCUGGGACAGACCCCCACCGUCAAACAACUGUCAGGGGCGCGACGUCCCACCAGCUGGGGGCCGGAGCUCACCAGUUGUCGUAGUUACCAUGCCUACCAUCACGACAACGCCCUCUUGCCAAUCGUGGGCGCCCGUACUGCCUCCUCGGCCUCAGCCAAGCACACUCUUCCACCAUGUACGACUUUGCUGGCACUGGUGGUCCUGCUGGCCGCCCCGCGCCGCCCCUAGGCAGCCCGCCACGACUCCAGCGGCAGUCAGCAACAUACCUCACUGAAAGCAAUACUUAGUGAGAGAACAGAAAAGGUUUUUAUGCCAAUGAGGUGACGUGUUUGCCCUGAUGUGUGGCCCUGAUGGAGACAAGAGGCUGGGGCCCCACAGGCACUGCACAGAACCCGGGGCACCCUAGAGUGCUGUCGACCAGUAGACUGGGAAUACAGCGACUCCCGCGCCUAGGUAGCAUUAUGCUCGCCGUACAAAUCCUAGUAGAAAGCUGGCACCACCCUUCGUCCUGUCUGACCUGAGGGAAGGUUCAUCCUCCCUCUCCGUCUUCUCCCGCUCCUCAGCACGCCACGGACAGUCCACAGCAGCUCAGUGCGGUCGUUGCCUCACGCUGGGACACGACUCACUCUACGGGUCAUUCUUGCCGGAAAUGGACAUUGUACUUACGAUAUAUUAAUAAUAAUAAUAAUAAUGAUAAUAAUAAUGAUGAUGAUGAUGAUGAUGAUGAUGAUGAUGAUGAUGAUAAGUAUGAUAAUUCUGGCUUUCUCUGAAUAGCGAAAGGUCACGUGACGCAGUGUGAGAAGUAAACUAAAGUGUGUAUUGUCCACUUUGAGUUGUAUGUUUUCACUGUCAUGUCAGUAAUAUUAGUAAUGAUGAUAAUAAUAAUAAUAAUAAUAAUAAUAAUAAUAAUAAUAAUAAUAAUGAUAAUAAUAAUGACAACAGGGGCACCUUGAGAAAAAAAUGUAAAAUAUGAAGUGGUGAGAGAGAGAGAGAGAGAGAGAGAGAGAGAGAGAGAGAGAGAGAGAGAGAGAGAGAGUCGUCACUAUAGUUACAGUUAAGCAUAUUAACUAGUCAGUCAGUCAGUCACCACAGCUACUGCCACACUGUAUACAUUCCAUUACCACACCUACCCUUCACACCUCAGCUAGUCAGUCACCAGUCAGUCACCAGUCAGCCAGUCACCAGUAUAUACAAGCCAGCAAGUAAUUAGAGGCAACAAUUAAGUCAAGAAAACAGAUUAAUUCAACGCAUAACUUGCUCAUCUUGCAGUUUGGCGUAGUGCGUGACUCUCAGAAACUGUUGUAGUAAUUGUCAUAGUACAAGAUACACCGGGAGAUCCGCCUUGACAGUCUCUAGAACAUAGUGAAGUUAAUGGCUCUUUUUACCGUUCUUUUCUUUGUUGUAGUGAAAAUGGCGUAUUAUUACUAUUUCUUUUAUUAUUAUUAUUAUUAUUAUUAUUAUUAUUAUUAUUAUUAUUAUUAUUAUUAUCAUUAUUAUCAUUAUUAUUACUGAUAUGUGUAUGUUGAAAUUCUGGUUUAUAUCGUAAAGGUAAAGGAAAGAUUGUAAUUGUUGUUGUUAUUAUUAUUAUUAUUAUUAUUAUUAUUAUUAUUAUUAUUAUUAUUGUCAUUAUUAUUAUUAUUAUUAUUAUUAUUAUUAUUAUUAUUAUUAUUAUUAUUAUUAUUAUUAUUAUUAUAGUUAUUAUUAUUAUUAUGAGUGGCUGAAGAGCAAGGAAAGAGACAACAGUAACUCAUGAUAUCUGCCAAGACAGGACAGAUGUUCUACAGUAGUAUCAGAAUGUGAUAACUAUUACAAUACUCACUAAAUUCCCCUAAAACUACUACUACUACUACUACUACUACUACUACUACUACUACUACUACUACUACUACUAAUAAUAAUAAUAAUAAUAAUAAUAAUAAUAAUAAUAAUAAUAAUACUGCUACUACUACUACUACUACUACUACUACUACUACUACUACUACUUCAGCAGUACUUUGAAUCAUUUAGUAGUACUCUAGGUCAGUGGAGUCGAUAUCCCCAUCACUUGCAGUUAGUACAUUGAAACCCCAGCCCUCAGAAUUAGUAGAUUUAUUUAUUCAUUUUUUCUAUUUUUAUACUUUUAAUUUUGAACUUUAUCCUAUAUUUUUGUUAUUUUUACCUUUCAUUUCAACAUUGAUAUUUUUAAUGCAUUUCUGUAAUUCUUUAACCCUUCACUUCAUUUCACGUAAAUCAUGCAUUCAACUAACACGAAUCUUUCUCUUUUACCAUCACCAGCACUACAUACUCAUACAGUAUAACCAAAAUCUAACCUAACAUACAAAACACAAACUUUUUUCUUCGACCACUAUCACUACUACAUACAAACAACCCUCUACCACCACCACAACUACUGUAACCACUACUACAGCCCCCACCAUCAUCUACCUCAAUAAUAAUCAGUCAAUACAAGCGUGAAGACUCGCUCCCUCCCAAAACCCACCCGUCGUCCCUCUCUCGAUAAGCCAGCGUAUAGUUAGCGUAGGUUGAUUAAGUACACUGUAUCUUAAGUCUUUAGGAAGUAUGUAUAUGUGUAUGUACGAGUAUUAUUGCAUAGUAUGUAUAAGUAUCUCUCUCUCUCUCUCUCUCUCUCUCUCUCUCUCUCUCUCUCUCUCUCUCUCUCUCUCUCUCUCUCUCUCUCAUGGUAUCGUUGCAUGUCGUCGUCAUUCUCCUUCCGGCCAGUCAUGUUCCUUGUGUCACGUGCUGUAGAGGGGCAGGAGGAGGUGUUAUCUCGCACUGUAUAGUCGAUAAGAAGCGUAACAGCAAUGUCUUAUGUAACUCCGUCUGUAGCCGAUAGAUGCUCCAAUACUUAAUCUAUCUUGGCAUUUUUUUUAUUUUUAUUUUGUUGUCUUUGUGAGUGAAAUCCUAGGCGCUGCUCUGUUUUGUAAUUACUAAUUAGCUGUCUCAGUCGUGACUCGUGACCCGCCAAUAAAGUCGUGGUUACGGGGUCUGAAGAUUGAGUCACUGUGCUGGUAAUACUGCCCGCUAAAAUUGUGCCAAUCCGUGCAUAUGGUGCGCUCUAGAGAUAGUAAUCACUAAUAAUUCUAUAUCUACGGUACUUGUAGCAAUGGUGCAUAUAUACAAUCAUCAAGUUUCAAAUAGUAAAAUGCUGUGUCUCUGUAUUCUUAAUAAUGAUUAGUGUUCUUAAGAUAUACGGCGUGCCCCAUUUCGGCAGGGUAGGUUGCCAUAUUGUGAUGAUGCAAUCCUCAGUCCCCGUGUUAUCUGUGUGUACACAAGCACUGGAAUGUACUAUAGUAUGUAGGGCAUCGAGCCGUCCUCUCACCCCGUCUACUCCAUCUGAUUACAUUUAGUGACUGUUCUCUGUUGCUCGGUCAAGCUAUAGACUGAAUGUUGAAUGCCUGUCGAAUAUUGAGACAGACAGCAGCAAUGCGUCAUCAGAGCAGACAAAGGCCUUGCUUGUGCUGGAACGUUCGCCGCCAUGAAAAUGAUUAUGAAGACAAUGCUUUCAUUGACACUGAUAAGUCGCAGUAAAGUUCUACCCAAGAAGUAUCCACAUCAGUGCUGUCAACAUGUUUCCAUGCAAUGUGGCACGCUUGUCCGUAACAGUGACACUCCGAACAUGUGAAUAGUCAGUGUCAUGUAGGAAGUCUUGGCGCUGGCUGGAAGGCGCGUCCGCUCUACCAUAGAUGUAAGAGUUACUACAGACAAGAUUUGCUAUGACUACGAACUCGUGCAUCUCGCAAGCUGGUGAUGCUUUAGAGACGACAGAUUUAAUACGUAUUCUCGUAGGUUAUAAUUUAAAUGGUGUUGUGGUUUGUAACUAAUUUUACGGAAUAGAUGACGAAUGGUGCACGUCUGGGUGGCUAGGUAUAGGAGAACUGCGUGUCAUUACGUGUUAGUGUGUACAGUCGUGAGGCCGUUAUACUGUAAGGUGGUGAGGGGUUCCGCGGAGCAUGUAAAUAGAACUAGUGGAUAGUCUUUAAAAGGUGUUAAUAAUCUUGGUGUCCCAGUGUUUAGGGUGAGUAGUACUCUUGGUGAGCUAGGCUAAGGCGAUGUACAAUUAAAUGCACUGUGUUGAGGGGCGCACCUUGCCUGUCGUGACAUGUCUGGAUGUUGAGGUGUCAGUGUCACCCUGGGAGUAGUAGUGGAUAUAGGAGUGCCACCUGAUACGAAUGGUGGGUGUUGGAGUGUCACCCUGGAAGUAGUGGCGGGUGUUGGUGUCACACUGUGAGAACCUCAACUCGGAGGAGAAGGUAUAUACGCAUUAGAAAGAUGAUAUCGUAUGUAAAAGAAUAUCCUAUAUUUAUAAUAAGGACACUACUACUACUACUACUACUACUACUACUACUACUACUACUACUGCCAAAGUGAAUGUAGAAGAAUGCUAUGUACGUAUAGUAUGGAUGUAGAUUUUUGGCUAUUUAAUAAAUGUAAACUC